AUUAGCAUCAUCACUUCUGAGGCUAACGCGCUAACUUGCUGCUAACCGCUAAACUGUUUUCAGCUUAGAAACAAACAACAGCUACAACUACAGCGAGACAAAACAUCAGCAGCCAUCUCGAAUACUGUUCUAAUUCUUCAUUUAAAUGGCUUGCCAGUUUAUUGAGGUAGAUAAGUUAAGAGACACUCUGCGCGAGAGUCUGGGAAAGGAUGACAAACGCCAGGAGGACAUCAGCAGACCGGAUGUUUUGACGCGCAUUGAGAGCGUCAUCCAGACGAUAGUCAUCAGUGUGUCUGAAGGAGAAGCUCCUGUGCUGAGAGUGAUGAAUAGAUCCAGCUGGGACAAUGUCAGAUUUCACGAGUCUGUUGGUUUAGUUCAGAAGACAGAUGUCCCUGUGAGGACUCUCCGAUGUGACUGCCCUUCAUCAGCCACCAGAUUUGCCCUAACUUUGAAGCUCUUGUCUGUGAUUUACAAACUUGUACAGAGUGACUCCUAUGCUACUAAAAGGGACAUAUACUAUAACGAUCCACAGCUGUUUGGGUCCCAGACGACCUUGGAUUCCAUCCUGGAUGACAUCUCGUGCAUGCUCAAGGUUCCUCGCAGGAGUUUGCAUGUGUGUGCAACAUCCAAAGGCUUCAUCUCAGGUGAUCUGUGCUAUUUGGAGGAAGAUGGCACAAAGGUGGACUGCAGUUCCAGCUCCACUGCGGUUCCGGUGUCUUCCAAUGUUAAUGGGAUCAGAAACAUUGUAUCAUCUGCGAAAUUCAUUCUGAUAGUGGAGAAGGAUGCGACUUUCCAGAGAUUACUGGAUGAUGCCUUUUGCACCAGACUUUCUCCCUGCAUCAUCAUAACUGGUAAAGGUGUGCCUGAUGUCAACAGCAGACUGAUGGUGAGGAAACUGUGGGACACGCUUAACAUCCCUGUCUUUGCUCUGGUGGAUGCAGAUCCGUACGGCAUUGAGAUCAUGUGCAUCUACAAGUACGGCUCACGGUCUCUGGCCUUCGAGGCCCACAGUCUGACUGUCCCCAGUGUGCUGUGGUUGGGCCUCCUGCCUUCAGACAUCCAGAGCAUCAGCACAUUCAUGCGGCCGGCUUCCUGCUCCACCUCAUCCCAGAAACACAACUGGACCGAGAUCCUGCACGUGUGCAUGCGAUCGCAGCACACUGAUGUCAUGUUUGAGAAAACCGCUUGAGAAGAAGCAUCAUUUGUAGAUGAAAUUACAAAUGCAUUGGACUUAAUGGACUACGCAGUAGUUUUAAUCUGCUACAGCAGAGUAUGAUAAAUGAUCAGACCUGCUCUUAGCACAAUGCUAGUGUUAAGCGAGCACAUUUUAAUAUAUGUGCCUUCUGAAAUGUGAAAAUGUCAGCACAUCAGAAGUUUCUCAGAUGUGGGAAUCAGCACAUGGUGUCUCCGAGUUCACACGCCUUCCCAAUUCUGAUGUUUUGUUCAACAUCUGCGACACUUUAGGAUCGUGUCUGAGAGCCAGAAGGAAUGAUGACCACAAAAACUAAUUUAGAUUUGUCCUUUUCUUCAUAAGAAGAAUAGUGAAGCGUAUCAUUUUAUAAAAACACGCAUUAUACUGUUAAAACAUGCUUUAUUUGAGGUGUUAAGCUGAUGUCAAGUUAAACGUUUGACUUCAAAGUAAAUUUUAAAUAAUUAUGUUUUAAUAAUGUUUGGUUGUGCUUUAAAGAACUGCACUUGUUUUGAUGUGUAAGUAAAUCACACGUGAAGUACUUGAUUAUAGUUUCAAAUGUAGUGCAUUAAAUACUACAUUUAAAGUUAAUAUAUUCUAAAUUGCACCUUCAUCAUUACAAAUGUGUAAUUAUAUCUAAAUACAUGCACGUUUCAACAGAAGUGACAUUCAAGUAUAUUUAUCUUUACCAUAAAUGCUUGUCAGUACAUUCAGCAGUACACUUAUAUUUCAAAGUCAAUAGAAUUAUGAAAUUGCAUAUUAAGAUGCGAGAGUCCUACUUAAGUGGGUCAAAAGCAUUCUAAAGUUCAACUAACUGCAUUUAAUUUCAAUUUAAACUGUAAUACAUUUUCAUUUAAUUGCAGUUAAGUGUCUGAAAACGUUACAGUCAGUUCUGACUUAAAGGGAUCGUUAAUCCAAAAAUUUUAAUUCCGUCAUAAUUUACCCUCAAAUUGUCCAGAUGGUUUCUGGUGUAUUUUAUAGUAUCAACUUAACACUUAACUUGUAUUAAACCUAGAAUGAACCCACAUUAGUUCCAGUCACAUGCUUAUCUUUAGUAACUCUAGUACUAUGUACAUUGGGCAGAGAGUAUACGUAGUCUUAAGUGUAAAUUGCUUAGAUCAUGUAUAAUAGAUUAUUAUCCGUGCAUGAGUUCUCAUGGUGUCUGGUUA
Messenger RNA from Carassius auratus (goldfish), 2358 nucleotides. RefSeq names its product SPO11 initiator of meiotic double stranded breaks (gene spo11). NCBI's taxonomy places the organism in Eukaryota, Metazoa, Chordata, Actinopteri, Cypriniformes, Cyprinidae. The transcript has 12 exons. Gene Ontology annotation, biological process: reciprocal meiotic recombination; meiotic DNA double-strand break formation; meiotic DNA double-strand break processing. Gene Ontology annotation, molecular function: DNA binding; ATP binding; DNA topoisomerase type II (double strand cut, ATP-hydrolyzing) activity. Gene Ontology annotation, cellular component: nuclear chromosome. The record is from RefSeq and is a predicted model, not a curated record. Bases 146 to 1189 code for a protein of 347 amino acids.